GCCAUAAUCCAGAAGGUCCGUGGAAUGUCCGAUCGAUGAGCAGAUCUUGCAGCUGAAAGCUGCAUGUCCCUCUAGAAGUGGUGGGUUGUCUUGCGCCCCAAGUUUUGGACUAUGACGUAGGAUAUAAAUUUGGGAAUCAGGUCUCUCCUCAUAAGAGAGUGAACGAACGCCUUUUUUUACCACAGACACACCAUCAACGUUCUCUGAUACUGUUAUUCUUGAAAUUACAAUCAAAUACACGAAUACUCUUGAUACUUUGGAUUUCUAAGGAAGGAUAAAGCAAAUCGUCAUCAUGAGCGGAAAUUCUAGCGUUGGACAGGCGAGCGUGUAUGAAGCUAAGGACCAGCGGACCUCGUCGAGGAAGGAGGAGGAGGAGCAGAAGAGAUUUCAUGAGGGACAAAAGAAUGCUCAUAAACUUAAUGAUCCUUGUAUGUUUUCUUUUCUUUCUUUCCUUUCCCUCUCGGUUGAUAGUGGUGAUUGGAGUGUUGGGUAGAGGGUUUGAGGGAUGAAUCAAGAUGUGGAUGAUGUGCUGACGAUAUACACAGUGGACCAAAGAUCUCUCGCCAACAGAGCUAAAGACGAGGAACAGAGGGAGAAGGAGGAUACACCUGAGAGUGAAGAGGUUAAGGUUUUGAAGCAGGAUCCUACGCUUCCUGUGAGUUUCUAUUUCUCUUUUCCUAUGGUGGAGGGGUUGGUGCUAAUGAUGGUUGUAGGCUAAGUUGCAUGGCAAUAAACCUUCGAGGGGCGCGGAGAUUGAUGCGCAGCUUCAGGCUGAGGAGGAGGCUGAGUUGAAGAGGAAGGGGAAGGCGUAGGGAGGGUUUGAUGGUUGGGGAGUAUUUGGUGGAAGGUGGUUCUUGAGUGGGACUGGGAGUUGCGGAUGGCAGUCUGUUCUGGUGAUGAGAGAGAUGAGAUAGAUGCAGAUGAUUGUAUGAUAACAACGACCAAAAAGGUUUUCAAUCAGAAGAAGUGCUGUAAGUGAA
Hymenoscyphus albidus is the source of this 980-nucleotide messenger RNA. The record is from the annotation of a GenBank genome assembly. NCBI's taxonomy places the organism in Eukaryota, Fungi, Ascomycota, Leotiomycetes, Helotiales, Helotiaceae.